AUGCGAGGCGCUUUAGAAACAAUAACGAAUUUCAUCUUGGAAUCGAAGGAAGAUUUGAUUCAGGAUCCAAUAAGAGGGAAACUUUGUGUUAUACAUAACUUAUUCAAUAAAUAUAACGAAAAGAAUGGGACAGGGUCCAGCUAUACAUUCCUAGCAUUUAUAAGCUUAGUACUCAAGUUAUAUGAAAUUAGCGGUCGUGCAUUAGAAUUUGAUAUUGAUUUACAAGAAUACAAUUGGAAUGAGACUACAACUUCAAUAACCGAACCAUGUCUCAAAUGGAUCAAUUGGCAACGCUUAGCCAUUCUUAAAGAAAGAUUGAACAGUUUGCAGAUAAAGGAAUCCACAUACAAAGAAAGCAAUCAACUCUCUAUGGAUCAAUAUAAAAGCAAAUAUGAUUUUUUAAUUUCCUUCUUGGAACAGCCAUUGCAAACCACCAUUAAGGAGGAAAGACCUACUAACUAUGGUUCGAAUCUUGAAGUGAAUAUAGAUUUGCCAAUGCUAGAUAAUCUUUUGACAAAGCCGAUAGCUCUGAUUAGCUUAGCACAAGAGAAAGUCCAAUUGAAAACAAGAAGUAAGCCUUAUUACGAAAUAUGCGAUGAUCCACAUCAUUCUCACAUAUUAUCUAGCGUUUGCCUUAAAAGAGAAUUACUAAAACUGGGUUUACCUGAAUUGCUGUAUGUCCACAAGAUCAUACAUCAAGCUCACAACGUGGUUCAACCUGAAAUACUCAAAUGUUCUCAAACAAAGAUACAUUACUUGCCAAUUUUAAAUAAUCAUACCGAUUUAUACUUAGGAGACUGUUCGUAUUUGGAUACAUGUCACAAGAUGAAAACCUGCCGCUACUUGCAUUACUAUAGUUUGUUUCCAAUUACUACCAAACAAGACGAUCACGAGCAGGGUAUUACUAAACGCCCAUCAGACCAUGAGUAUACCGUGGGCGAAUGUUAUACAGAGUACCAAAGGAAACAAAUACCUGCGCAAUGGAUCAAUUGUGACGUUAGAUAUCUUCCGUUUCUGAUUUUAGGAAAAUUUGCAGUCAUUGUUUCGGAUCCAGCGUGGGAUAUCCAUAUGUCCUUGCCGUAUGGAACAUGUAAAGAUUUCGAACUUUUAUCAUUACCUAUGCACGAGUUGCAAGAUGAAGGCUUAAUAUUACUUUGGGUUACCGGAAGGGCAAUCGAAAUUGGUCGUCAAGCAUUGCAAAAUUGGGGUUACACUAUAGCGGAUGAAAUGAUUUGGAUUAAGUUGAAUCAAUUGAAGCGUACUAUUGUAACCGGUAGAACCGGCCAUUGGCUAAAUCAUUCUAAAGAGCACUUGCUCGUGGGCAUCAAAGGGGACCCACCGUGGAUUAAUAGGUUAAUGGAUAUCGAUGUGAUUGUUAGCGGAACUAGGGAAACUCUGAGGAAACCGGAUGAAAUAUAUGAUAUUGUUGAAAGAAUCGUGGGAACUCACUCUAGAAAAUUAGAAAUCUUCGGAAGAGAUCAUAAUGUCCGGCCUGGAUGGUUAAGUAUGUAUAAAAUUUACCAAAAACUUUCGAUUAGGAUACUAACAUAUUUCAAGCCAUCGGAAAUCAGUUACAGGGAACGUCUCUCUACGAAAAGGAAGUUUCGAUGA
Messenger RNA from Debaryomyces hansenii CBS767, 1611 nucleotides. Its product is annotated as mRNA (N6-adenosine)-methyltransferase. The transcript has a single exon. NCBI's taxonomy places the organism in Eukaryota, Fungi, Ascomycota, Pichiomycetes, Serinales, Debaryomycetaceae. Gene Ontology annotation, cellular component: nucleus; RNA N6-methyladenosine methyltransferase complex. The coding region runs from base 1 to 1611 and encodes 536 amino acids. The record is from RefSeq and is a predicted model, not a curated record. Gene Ontology annotation, molecular function: mRNA m(6)A methyltransferase activity.